Molecule: messenger RNA, 1395 nt
Organism: Fundulus heteroclitus (mummichog)
Lineage: Eukaryota; Metazoa; Chordata; Actinopteri; Cyprinodontiformes; Fundulidae
Product: mesoderm posterior protein 1
Exons: 2
Coding region: 418-1185 (255 amino acids)
Biological process (GO): mesoderm formation; somite rostral/caudal axis specification; heart morphogenesis
Cellular component (GO): nucleus
Molecular function (GO): protein dimerization activity; RNA polymerase II cis-regulatory region sequence-specific DNA binding; DNA-binding transcription factor activity, RNA polymerase II-specific
Source: RefSeq, a predicted model, not a curated record
GAGUUCACAAACAAGCCAUCAAACAUGUGCAGAAUGCAUCUGGCUUCCUGGUGAGACAAAACCCAGAAAAAGUAAAAAAUGUUUGUUGCUUUCAGCAGGAGUCAAAAUUCACACUUCCACUCCUGGAGCUGGACUUUCCCAGAGCAGAGGGAGAGACAGAGGAGCCUGAGACGAGCCACAGGGUCCCACUGCUGGAGCCUGUGUGUGUGUGUCUGUGUCUCUGUGUGUGUGUGUGUGUGUGUGUGCGCACACUCAGGGGCUGUGGCCUCUGCUUUAGACAGCGUGUAGUCAGAAUCUGCAGAGGUGUCACUUCACACCUCUGCGGCCUGGCCUGGACUUAUAAACCAGUGGAAGAGAGCGGAGCAGCACUCACAGCUUCCCAGUCUUCCAGUCAGACCACUGAGUUUCUUCCACAACAUGGAUACCUCCUCUGUCCCUCUGCUCGACUACAGCCUGCAGUACCAGUGGUCCUCCGACACGGACCUUUCCGGCAUUUCGUCACCGGAGACUCUCUCGCCCGUCCUUUCCAUGGACUCCAGCCUCUCGCCGUCCUACCGGCAGCGUCCACAGUCCACUCCCAGAGCGGCCAAGUGCCUCAAGUCCUCGCCGUGCUCCCCGUCCGGACGUGGCCGCAAGUCAGGCCGGACCUCCAGGAUUCGCAGCAAGCAGAGGGAGAGUGCCAGCGAGAAGGAGAAGCUGAGGAUGAGGGAUCUGACGAAGGCUCUGCACCACCUCAGGUCCUACCUUCCGCCUUCGGUGGCACCUGUCGGGCAGACCCUGACGAAGAUAGAGACUCUGCGUCUCACCAUCCGCUACAUCUCCUACCUGUCGGCUCAGCUGGGCCUCAGCGAGGAGGCUUUGUUUCAGAGGAGGGAACAAGUGGACACCUCAGCCAGUGACCCUUCUUCUCCUGACGUCCUCAGCUACUUCCAAAAUCCCUCCGCUGGAGAUGCUAUGCAGGACCAGAACCUCUACUCAGGCCUGUGUUACAGCCAGAACAGACCACUGCAUUCUGGGCCAUGUAGUUUUGGAGUGAAUACGUUACGAAUGCAGUACAGUGAAGGCCCUCAGGGAGACGUGAGCAAGGACAGGGUUCUGCAGUCGCCACCAGCAUCCCUUCCCUCCUGUCAGAUGUGUGGUAAAGACUUCUGCACCCCGCUGGUUCCAAGAGAUUACUGGGGCUGAUCUCUCGGUCGCUGACAGCUGACCGACAGACAACAGACUCAAGCUCCGCCAGCGGUUUUACUGCCUCAUUGUGAAUCCAGUAACUUAUUUUUAGAAAUAUAUGCUUUUCUACCUUUUAUUUAUUUUUGUCCUAUUAAAUACACCGUGUAAAUAUACGACUUACAGCAUUUUUUUAUAUUCCCUCUAUUUAUAAUAAACCGUUGAAAUGCA